Messenger RNA from Vicugna pacos (alpaca), 5223 nucleotides. RefSeq names its product transmembrane protein 168 (gene TMEM168). Lineage: Eukaryota; Metazoa; Chordata; Mammalia; Artiodactyla; Camelidae. The record is from RefSeq and is a predicted model, not a curated record.
GCCUAAGGAGCUCGGGCCUUAGCUGGUCAGUGGACACAAAGCCAUAUAUUAUGCUACAGACAUUAAGAGAGCAGCAACGCCUCCUGCAGUAUUUACAGUCCACGUGUGGUCCGCCCGCCCGUCCUGCCCCAGUUUCGGUCCAGCCCGAGGCGGUGGCGGCCUAGAUGCUUGACGGACACAAUCAGCCUGGUCUUCUCGCUCCCUGUUCGCUUGCCGAUUCCAGGUCCCGAUCACUAUAAACAAAUGCCACCGGAGAAAAUGCUGAAAUAGAAGUUACAGGUGCAUUGGAUUUGCUGGAUGAAAUACAAGCACUUAAUUUUUGUAACGUGGGGAGAAAGCCAAAAUUGACAGAUUAAUGUGUAAAUCACUGCGUUAUUGCUUUAGUCACUGUCUCUAUUUAGCAAUGACAAGACUGGAAGAAGUAAACAAAGAAGUGAACAUGCAUUCUUCAGUGCGUUAUCUUGGCUACUUAGCCAGAAUCAAUUUACUGGUUGCUAUAUGCUUAGGUCUUUAUGUAAGAUGGGAAAAAACAGCAAAUUCCUUAAUCUUGGUAAUUUUUAUGCUUGGUCUUUUUGUUCUUGGAAUUGCCAGCAUACUCUAUUAUUAUUUUUCAAUGGAAGCAGCAAGUUUAAGUCUCUCCAAUCUUUGGUUUGGAUUCUUGCUUGGCCUCCUAUGUUUUCUUGAUAAUUCAUCCUUUAAAAGUGAUGUGAAAGAAGAAUCUACAGAAUAUUUGCUUCUAACUUCCAUAGUGUUAAGGAUAUUAUGCUCUUUGGUGGAGAGGAUUUCUGGUUAUGUCCGUCAUCGACCCACCUUACUAACCACAGUUGAAUUUCUGGAACUUGUCGGAUUUGCCAUUGCCAGCACAACUAUGUUGGUGGAAAAGUCUCUGAGUGUCAUUUUACUUGUUGUAGCUUUGGCCAUGCUGAUUAUUGACCUGAGAAUGAAGUCUUUUCUAGCUAUUCCAAACUUAAUAAUUUUUGCUGUCUUGUUGUUUUUCUCCUCAUUGGAAACUCCCAAAAAUCCAGUUGCUUUUGCCUGUUUUUUUAUUUGCCUGAUAACUGAUCCUUUCCUUGACAUUUAUUUUAGUGGACUUUCAGUGACUGAAAGGUGGAAACCAUUUUUGUACCGUGGAAGAAUUUGCAGAAGACUUUCAGUCGUUUUCACUGGAAUGAUUGAGCUUACAUUUUUUAUUCUUUCAGCAUUUAAACUUAGAGACACUCAUCUCUGGUAUUUUGUAAUACCGGGCUUUUCCAUUUUUGGAAUUUUCUGGAUGAUUUGCCAUAUUAUUUUUCUUUUAACUCUUUGGGGAUUCCAUACCAAAUUAAAUGACUGCCAUAAAGUUUAUUUUACCCACAGGAUGGAUAACAAUAGCCUUGAUAAAAUCAUGGCAUCCAAAGGGAUGCGUCAUUUUUGCUUAAUUUCAGAACAGUUAGUUUUUUUCAGUCUUCUUGCAACAGCAAUUUUGGGAGCAGUUUCCUGGCAGCCAACAAACGGAAUCUUCUUGAGCAUGUUUCUGAUUGUUUUGCCGUUGGAAUCCAUGGCUCAUGGGCUCUUUCAUGAACUGGGUAACUGUUUAGGAGGAACAUCUGUUGGCUAUGCUAUUGUGAUUCCCACCAACUUCUGCAGUCCUGAUGGUCAACCAACACUUCUUCCACCAGAACAUGUACAGGAGUUAAAUUUGAGGUCUACUGGCAUGCUUAAUGCUAUCCAAAGAUUUUUUGCGUAUCACAUGAUUGAGAUCUACGGAUGUGACUAUUCCACAAGUGGACUGUCUUUUGAUACUCUACAUUCCAAACUGAAAGCUUUCCUGGAACUUCGGACUGUGGAUGGACCCAGACACGAUACGUAUGUUUUGUAUUACAGUGGGCACACCCACGGUACAGGAGAAUGGGCCCUUGCAGGUGGAGACAUACUACGCCUUGACACACUUUUAGAAUGGUGGCGAGAAAAGAAUGGUUCCUUUUGUUCCCGGCUCAUUAUCGUACUAGACAGUGAGAAUUCAACCCCUUGGGUAAAAGAAGUGAGAAAAAUCAAUGACCAGUAUAUUGCAGUGCAAGGAGCAGAGAUGACAAAGACGAUAGAUAUUGAAGAAGCUGACCCACCACAGCUGGGUGACUUUACAAAAGACUGGGUAGAAUAUAACUGCAACUCCAGUAAUAACAUCUGCUGGACGGAAAAGGGACGCACAGUGAAAGCAGUGUAUGGCGUGUCAAAACGGUGGAGUGACUACACUCUGCAUUUGCCAACGGGAAGCGAUGUGGCCAAGCACUGGAUGUUACACUUUCCUCGCAUUACAUAUCCACUGGUGCAUUUGGCAAAUUGGUUGUGUGGUCUGAACCUUUUUUGGAUCUGCAAAACUUGUUUUAGGUGCUUGAAAAGAUUAAAAAUGAGUUGGUUUCUUCCUACUGUGCUGGACACAGGACAAGGCUUCAAACUUGUCAAAUCUUAAUUUGGAACCCAAAGUGGAAUGUUACUGAGAGUUCAUACUACCAGUUAUCACUAACUUGCCAUUUUUUGUAUAUUGUAUUUUUAUUUGUAAAAAGUAUCCUGCUACUUCUGUCACUGCUCUCAUUUUGUCUUUUCUCAAGUAAUUAUGGUAUAUGUAAGGUGUUGGGAAUAAGCAUUCUUUUACACUAAAAGUAUGUAGGGAGUCACAAAGGCUGACUUUGUAAAUGCAUAAGAGAUGUUAAAAGUAACAAUGCACUUUGAGGAAUGUUUGCAUAUACCUCUGAUUGGAAAGAAGACACUUGUCUCUGCUCUAAAGUGGCCACUGAAGAAUUAGUAAUGCCUUAUUUUCUAGGCAUAGACUAGAGAAUAUAAACCAGACAAUUUGUUUACUAUUAUAAGAAAACUACCAACUUGCAUACAGAAGAUUAUUUUUUGUGAACAGUAGGUUUGAGUCCAAGACCAUCUGAAGAAUUACAAAAGGAAGAAGUGUGCUUGAAAUGAAUGCAAAAUUUGCCUAUCGUCCAUCACAUUUACAUGUCUUGGUUGUGACCUGUUACCAGUAUCACAGAGAAGCCCAAAUCACUGUUUAGGUCAGAACAUUCUUCAUGUAGGUGACUGUAAGAAGCUAGAGCCUACAAAUUGCUCCUUCAUGCAUUGUUGGGAGCCUUUGAAAGCAAUGGCAAUUUUAAGUCUUUCUCAGGGUAACAAUAUUUUCUUAAUGAACAAUGUUUUCAACUACAAAUUCCUUCCAAGUAAAUUGUCUUCCCUUUCAAAAAGUAAUCUUAUGAAAUAAAUUUAGCAAUUUCUCAUUGAUUUAAGCUAUUUUCAAUAUUCAGAAAUGAUUUUGAGCUCUAUAGAGUUAAUGGUCUGCCAUGAAAACUAUUUUUCAAAUCCUCGUUAGUGGUAACAUUUUUUCCUACUGAAGGUCAAAAAGGAUUGGAAACAGGUCAUUUUUUUCCAUGUAUACAUGUGAUGUAUUAUGUAAAAAGUAUUCAUACUGGCAAUUUUAGUUAAGCAUAAUGGUGUGGUUGUAAUUUUUAGAACUUAAUUCAGUGUUUUAUCUGAUUAAAGCAGGCUUGGAACAGGUUAUCUCCUAAGAGGUAAUUUACCUCCUAUUCUGUUCCAGUAAUCCUUACAUUCUAAAUUUUCAUCUGUGGGAAGUAACAAGAAGGGAACAGAAUUAAACUGGGGGAUAAUCUUUGUUGUUUAAAUGGUGUGACUUCUCACCAUUGAAGCCAUUUUUCCAGCCUCAGAGAGAGGAAAUAAUGCCUCUACCAUUUGCUACCUGGUGACUUGAAAACUGAAGUUUUAGUUAGGAAGAAGUCACUUAGCUAGCAUCAGGGAACUUGUAUACCACUAUCUAUGCAGCAUUGUUAUAUAGUCCGAUUAUUUCUAUGUUGUGAGUAUAAUUUUCCUAAUGUUUUGAAUAAAAUUUUCUCAAAAUUUAUUUCCAUAAAAUGUAAAAAUAAGUUAUUGAAUAUUUUAGUGCAUUAAAAUUGAUAAUCAUAAGAAUUGUCAAUGGAGCUCAUGGUUAGUAACAGAUUGAUUUGAAAUUUACCAAUAUUUGGUUACAUAUAUAUAUAUCAAUAUCAUCCAAAUGAAAUAAAGUAUUUAAUUAUUAUUCAGAAAUACUGUAGCGGAAAAGCCAGGCGUUAAGAUUAUGAGUUUACAGCUACAAAAAACAGUUAACAUUAAGUGGAAUCUCCUUUUAAAUUCUUGAGCCAGUAAUGAGUAAAUUAGCUUUAAAGCAUAUCUCUUUACUGAGAAAGGCAAACGUCAAAGUAUAUCCUGCAGUGUUUAUAAAGUGGCAUUAACAUUUUACUAAAAAUCACAUUCAAAAGGUAGGAGACAACAUGCUUAAGAAUUCCAGCCUGGCCUGCCUAGUGGCCUACCCUACGGAUGUCACACUCGCCCUACCCAGUCCAACAAUCAUGUAGCCAGUUUGUUGCAAUAAAUCUCUUAGUAUUAUUAUGUCAAAAAAAAAAAAGUAGCAGACAUUUUUAUAACCAUAAAGCUAAUGUUUUGAUAUAUAUUUUCUACGAAAGUAUAGCUGAAAAGGGUCUGGGCUAAAAAUGUGACUUGAGCCAAUUUAUUAACCAAAAAGUUAUAGAAUAUCCACUUUGGUGAAUUCUCCUACCCCCAAAAAACCAAAAAACUAUAAAUUAAACUAUAAAUUAAAGAUGCCAGUUUUAAAACAUUAAGUGAUAGUAUGGAGAAGGAAUAUUACAGGAAGGACAAAUUCACUGGUUACUUUUACCUAAAAAUUAAACAGAUGUGACAAUGAGACUAAUAACAGCUUUCAUUUUAUGUAUCAUAUGUUUAGGAAUUGGAGUGAUAAAAAUUGAUAGGGCAAAAUUUUACCAUUCCAGUAAAAAAUAGAUAAAAUGGAGAUUUUUUUCAACAGAAUGUUGACUGAAUUUGCUUCCUUAUAUGAUACCUUGCUGAAACCACAAAAACACCCUCCUAUAAAAACAUCUUUUUAAAAAGUGUACACUGUUAUGUGAUAAGUUAAUGAGCCAAGCUCUUGUUUUCCUGUAACUUCAGUUAUGCUAUUAUUUCAUUCAGCAUUGUUUUAAUUUUGCUCUGACUAAACUCUUCCUGAGAUACUUGGAUUUAUCUUUACAUAGCUUUCUAUCUCACUCCUCUUAGUACUAAAUCCUACAAAAAAAAAAAAAGACCUUUUUGAGAAAAUCAUUUUUAUGACCAGUGUUCUAAUUAAGUUAUAUGCUUUUAAGAAGUUACAUUGCUGAUUAAAAGGCAUUUAUAUUUAAUGCA